CACGUGUGCAUGCACGUGAAUAACACUGGCGGUACCCCGUGCGAUGUUUUGUAACUGACGUAGCUUAGGUCUGCGUCGCUCGCGAACUUACAAGCGUCAAUUGUUGUUCUUUUGGACAUUUUAUUGGUGGAGUGUAAAACUGCGCCAUUUGUUUACCUUGUGCAUGCUUGUACUUUGUCGUUAAACAUGGUUGUCGUUGGUAGUUGACUGGUUGAUUUGGUGAGCGAACAACGAAGAUACUGUCAGACUGUCGCUUAACUCUGAGUGACUGACAGUACUCAUCUGUGGCACAGUGACAGUCCUGCACCAGUGACACAGGCAACCUUCGGCACAACGAGUUCUUCUUUAUGUUUUAUUUUUUGUAGCGACCGAAAUGCUCAGAACUGAGGAACUAAUGAAUUACCGACGAGUGGACUCCUCCAUUCCUCGCAGGGGUCCAAAGGAAAAAUGUCCAGAUGGUUCCCUACAGCAGGAACAGAAGCUUCAGAACUUGUACGAGCGACAGAAUGCUCUGCUGGAAGAAAGAAGGGUUGUGAAAUUAAGCAAUCUGGCCAUAGGAGAAUGGAGCCCCUGUAAGGAGCUGGUGGAGGUCAAAGUUGAGAAGGGAAAGUUUUGGCAGACCAUGGGGUACCACUCUGGUGGUCGCAAGUACCUUUAUGCUGAGGAAGGGCUUUUCCUUCUUGAAAUGAAUUGCAUGGAGUUGAGACACCGAGGAGUUGGAUUGACGAUGCAGGAAGCAUACAAGCUGAUGAUACCUGAGCAGUUCUCACUGGACCAUUACCAGGUUUACAGCCAUCUCAUGAGACUGGGGUACAUCAUCACAAGACAUAAAGAGAAUGAUAUUUCGGACUACGAGUACCGCAUUCGUCUUCAUCAGUAUCGCCAUAACCAAAAGAAGGUCUAUCGGAAGGUCCAGGGUUGGUUCCAACAGAUGGGUGACAAUACCAAGACAGAUAUUGAGGAGGAAAGGAUGGAUCGAUAUGGUGAUACUUCCACCCAUACGUCCAUCCCGGAAGGCCAACAGACGAGUAAUGACAUGAGCAGCAGCAGCUUUGCAGGUGUCUCCAGUCGGGCAUCCAACGACCAAGCCGUUACGGGGGACACCACAAACAGCGGAGCAUUCCCACCACUCCCGGGCUCAGAGACCAGCAGCAUUGUCAACAACCUACCGUCUGAGGACAGCUCCGUCUACUCGGACAGCCCAGUCAUGGUGCGGCCCAUCCAGCAGGAGAACUUUGGGGCCUCUGUCAACCUGCUCAAAUACCACAAGAUGUUCCUCCAGGAUGGUGGCGACAAUGAUGCCUCGGCAUGCUCGGCUGAAAACCCCCCCAAGCGCAGCCCGCCAAGCAGCACCAGUGACACUGAGUCUGAGGAGAAGAACAUGAGGAACGAAGACCUGGAGCACUCCAGGAAGCGGCGCAAGCUGGAGCUGGACAGGGAGCUGAUCAUCUACUCAGACAGCGGUAGGGACAGCAGUGAGAGGAGCAACGAGGCCCUAAACAGGCCACCUUCAUCUGAGGACUCCCCAGCCAAGUGUAACCCCCAGAGAGAGUACUUCCUCAACUUCCAAUUCAGGAAGGAGGACUUUGACAAGCUGCUGCGACCAUCCAACACUCCCUGGGAGAGUUCUGACCUGGGCACAUCCCACCAAUCUGGCACCCCAUCUGUCAACAUUGAUGACGUCUUGGACACCUUCUUGCCAACCUUCAAUGACCGCUCAGACAGUGACUCCAUGCCCUGCCGUUACUCCAGCUGGAACUUUCAGACCAUCAACCUACCCAACCUAGUCAAUGGGCAGUCAUCAGAGAUCUCAUCAGUUCAGUCCAAGGACAAAAAAGUGAAAGUGGCCCCUGCUUCCAAGGACCCAAACUCUGAAAUGGGCAAUGAUCACGCCGAGCAACUCAUGAAAGUCUCCCAGGAGCUCUUGAAAACCUCAGCCAACAUGAUGGCCACUUCGGGCAAGAUGAUGGCAAACAGUGGCAAGACAGCAUCCAAUCUGGAAGACAAGGCCAGCUUCAUGAAGAGAAAACCUCCAACCAACUGGGGAGAGUACAAGAAACUGUUGGCCCUUGGCAUAGAAGAGGACAGCCAAGAUCUUCUGGAGUGUCCCACCGCUCAUCUCUGGCAGGGUGAUGUCAAACCAUUGGUUCAACCCUGCGAUGCUACCUCCACUGGAAAUCUACUGAACAGGCUGCAGGUUGUUAACAGUGCUAAUGUAACAUCUGAACAUGUCAGAUUGUCUCCGGCGCACGGGGCUACCAUUAAACUCGCGUUUGACGUUUUUCUCCCGAGUCCAACCUACAAGAAAACACAGCCUGGUCGACCCAAAUUCCACGUUGUUGUUGCAAGAGUGACAGAUGCUGUACCUGACUUGUUGACCCUGGCUAACCUUCUGCAGCAAGCCAGUGCUAUCACACUCCUGGUGGCUGUCGUGGACAAUGGAGACAUCACCUUUUACACUCUUAAAGGGAUCGAGCUGUCUACUGACAUCAGUCUGGGCUAGAAGAGUUAAGAACUUUCUCAAUGUGUGGCUGUGGAUAUUCACAGCAUCCUGUCAAUGAGAAUGAGCCAUUUUUAUCUAGAUACACACCUUAGCACGGGCACGAGUUGGCACCUGCACCUUAAAGCUUUUCACAUUUUUGGCAGACUUCCUUUGUCACUUUGACUUUAUCUGCUUGUUGUAGUCUGGUUGCUGCUUGGAUGGAGUCAUUCUGGGCACCCAGAUAAGGAAGUUUAUAUCCUUGCAGGCACUGGUCUUUUGUCUCCUACAUUUUUAGGGUCUCUUUUAUGUAAGUGAUUAAUCAGUCACAUGAUGUUGGCAUUUUGACUAAUAAGGAUCGAUAGUCAGCAAGAAGCAAAAUAUCAAUGGCUUUGUGAGGUUUUUGGUCAGUUUUUAGGGUCACAUUUAUUCCAGUGCCGUUAUGCAUAUACAUAUGUACAGUCUAACGUGUGUUGAUUACAAAUUGCAUGUCACCAAGUUGUGCAUCUAAUCACGAGUCAAAGGAUCUUGUUAUUUUCAACACUGGAACAAUAUCCACAGAGUUCUGAUCUAAUGCCCAGAAAAUGUCACGUUAUUCAACCCCCCCCAAAAAGUGUACUUUGUGAACACUUUCCAUUUGUCUUGAAAAUUGUAGGCAUCAUAGUAAUACUAAAUGAACAAGUUGAUGAUCUUGAUAUUUCUAAUUACAUUGAUUUGGAAAUCGUUCUUCCAGUUUCCCAGUGUCUCACUGUUUGGGUAUUUGUUACGAAGCUACAAAGCAAACGUUUAGAAUAUUUUUAAGGAUUAGUCACCAUGUCCACAUGUCACAAAAUUCGGAUUUUCGUAAUGUCAUUGAAUUGUACAUAUACGAUAUAUUUUUGUUUGUAAGUUAUUCUUUAGUUAUGCAUUGAAAUAAAUUUAAUGUUUGAAACAUUU
This is a messenger RNA of Acanthaster planci (crown-of-thorns starfish), 3415 nucleotides long. RefSeq lists its product as uncharacterized. The record is from RefSeq and is a predicted model, not a curated record. Gene Ontology annotation, biological process: tRNA-type intron splice site recognition and cleavage. Gene Ontology annotation, cellular component: tRNA-intron endonuclease complex. Lineage: Eukaryota; Metazoa; Echinodermata; Asteroidea; Valvatida; Acanthasteridae.